This is a messenger RNA of Drosophila persimilis, 3716 nucleotides long. RefSeq names its product cytosolic carboxypeptidase 6. The transcript has 6 exons. Lineage: Eukaryota; Metazoa; Arthropoda; Insecta; Diptera; Drosophilidae. The record is from RefSeq and is a predicted model, not a curated record. Gene Ontology annotation, biological process: proteolysis. The coding region runs from base 1513 to 3411 and encodes 632 amino acids. Gene Ontology annotation, molecular function: zinc ion binding; metallocarboxypeptidase activity.
GUCGUUACCGUUCCCACGUUACCCUCGCGCGCACUUGGGGAGCCCUGCCGCACGUAUAUCGAUUAGCCCCAGUGAACCAAUUCCUCAACAGAACAGAGAACAGAGAACACAGAACCGAACCACGGAUAGAACGCAAUCGCAAUUAGUGCUGCUGCUGCUGCUACUGAUACUUUGUUGCCCAGUUCGGUGGCGACUCCCUGGCUAGCGCAACCGAAACAGAAACCGCAGCCGAACGCCAGUGCGCAUUCCCUCUUCCGGUAUUCGGGUAAUCCGGUAUCGAUCAAACAAGGGGCACCCCGUACACAUGUGAGUGGCGUGGCAACGUCAACGUGUGCCGCCGUCAGACCCACAGCGGAACCGCCACUCAGUCAGAACCGUCAGGCAGUCGGCAGUCGAGCGAGAGGAGGGAGCGGAGGAGCGUCUGCUACACGGGGAUUAGCACCAUCUCAGAUAGAAAUCUACGCGCACGCGACUUGCCGCGACAUUCGAGUGGCAUCGAAGAAAAGUGAAAGCCAAAGGAAAGCCAAGGAACCCCAUCUUCAGGUCACUCGAGGUGGAAGGGCGAACUGGAGACAGCAGCAGGAGCAGAAGCAGCAGCAACAGCAGGACCGCAGCAAGUGCAUGGGUUGAGGAGAGAGAGGCGCAGGAAUGGGCGAUUCAGGUGAGUGAAAUGGCCAUAAAUGUGGCAGCGAUAAGCGAGUCUGAUGCGAGGCAUAUUUGUGGGCAGAGCGAGAUGUGAAUAUCCUUCAGGGAAGGCGCAUCGAGCUUUUUGAGCUCGAAUCAAAGGCAACGUUGAAGGUGCUUUGGGUCUUUCAGUCGAGUCUAAUUUUGGGGGAAGUGCUGAACACCUUUGAGGCGUUUUAAAUAUUCCUCCAUUAGGAUGGAAGUAUUGAUAAAGCAAUCACAUGUCUGCGCCUGCGAUAAGGACUUCCACAACGAGUAUCCAGGGAACUAAUUCUUAUCGCAUAGCUUUAUUCCGAUUUUCGUUUACUUUUCGUGUAGAGGAAAAUGAAUAGUCGUAUGGCUUCUAGGAAUCCUAAUAGUCUAAGGGAAUGCGGGAAUAGGAAUAUAGAUGCCAUAUUUCCCUCCUUAGGGUAUCGAUGAAGCCAUUUUUAGAAACUUCAAGGCUCCUUUUUAGGGGGGCGACGCAACCACGAGGCGACUAUUCAAUUUUAGACACAUUUGACGUCUCGCUUAGACUUUUCUUGAGGCGUUGCAGUUGCGGCAGCGAGUGCCCUGGAAACUGGCGGCACGCAUAUGUGCCACAUAACGGGGCAGCAGCAGGAGCAGGGGCUGUGGCCGGGAGGCACAAGUUUAAAGAUAGCAUCUGGGAGGGAUUAGAAAGGAGGUGGUGCAGUCGGCCCAUCCGCAGGCGAAGAAAGUUAUGACAGGUUGGGGCUGCCUGCCAGAGGAUUAGGUCCGACACUUCAGAGGCCCUUCGACUUAGAGGAAAGUAGAACGUUCCCAGAGGCAGACGCACAAAACAGAAGACGCGGAACAGUAAACGACAUAAUGCUGGGCAUUGCCUGUGAUCCGCUUGAGCACACGAGCAUGUACGAGCGUGGCUCGGAGGACAGCGAGGACAGCGAUGGAGAGGGCGGCCUGGGCAAUGUGUCCCGCGUGAUUAUCCGUCCGCCGGGGCAGAGCGGCAAGGCGAAGCGGGGCCAUUUGUGCUUCGAUGCGGCCUUCGAGACGGGGAAUCUGGGCAAGGCCGAGCUGGUGGGGGAGUUCGAGUACGAUCUGUUCCUGCGGCCGGACACGUGCAAUCCGCGCUUCCGCUUUUGGUUCAACUUCACGGUGGACAACGUCAAGCAGGACCAGCGGGUGCUCUUCAACAUCGUGAACCUCAGCAAGAGCCGCAAUCUGUUCGCCUCCGGCCUCACGCCACUCGUCAAGAGCUCCAGUCGGCCCAAGUGGCAGCGGAUGUCCAAGCGGCAGGUGUUCUUCUACCGGUCGGCCAUGCACCAGGGCCACUACGUCCUCAGCUUUGCCUUCAUCUUCGAGAAGGAGGAGGACGUCUACCAGUUCGCUCUGGCCUGGCCCUACAGCUACUCCCGCCUCCAGUCCUAUUUGAAUGUGAUCGAUGCACGGCAGGGCACAGACAAGCGCUUCACGCGAUGCGUCCUCAUCAAGUCGCUGCAAAACAGAAAUGUGGAUCUGCUGACCAUCGAUCAGGUGACGCAUAAGCAGCGCUCCACCAAUCGCUUGGAUCGCAGCUUCAUUCGUGUCAUCGUGAUCGUCUGUCGGACGCACUCCAGCGAGGCCCCCGCCUCCCACGUCUGCCAGGGCCUGAUCGAGUUCCUCGUGGGCAACCAUCCGGUAGCGGCGGUCCUGCGCGAGAACUUUGUGUUCAAGAUCGUGCCGAUGGCCAAUCCGGAUGGCGUGUUCCUGGGCAACAACCGCUGCAAUCUGAUGGGCCAGGACAUGAACCGCAACUGGCAUCUGGCCUCGGAGUUCACGCAGCCGGAGCUGCACGCCAUCAGGGGGAUGCUGAAGGAGCUGGAUAAUUCGGAUACAUAUCAGAUUGAUUUCGUGAUCGAUCUGCAUGCCAACAGCAGCAUGCACGGCUGCUUCGUGUACGGGAACACGUACGAGGAUGUCUACCGCUACGAGCGACACCUGGUCUUUCCGCGACUCUUCGCCAGCAAUGCCCCCGACUAUGUGGCCGAGCACACGAUGUUCAAUGCCGACGACCGAAAGGCGGGCAGCCUCAGGAGAUUCAGCUGCGAGCGCCUCAGCGACACGGUAAACGCCUACACCCUGGAGGUGUCCAUGGCGGGUCAUUUUCUGCGCGACGGCAAGACGGUGGCCCUCUACAACGAGGAUGGAUACUACCGCGUGGGUAGGAAUCUCGCCCGCACCCUGCUCCAGUACUACCGCUUUAUCAACAUCCUGCCCGUGCCCCUCGUGCCGGAGGUGCGGGGCAAACGAAGGGGCCGCCUGCGCAACCAGCACUCCCGCUCACGUUCCAAGACGCGCUACGAGGUCAAGCCCCGACCCAAGACCCCGCGCUGUCACGCCCCCAUAUCGUACAACAAUCUGAGCAUCUGCUACGAUUCCGGAGGAGGUGGAGGAGGAUCCUCCGAUGAAGGAGGCUUCUCCCCCGUCCGACCACUGGCACCCGGAAGCAGCAGCUUCAGCGGCUGCCGCAACUACCGGAGGGCGGCUACAGCCACUUGCCCUGCGGCCCACGAUCAGUAUUCCUCUUUUUCCUUGGGUGCACUCAAAACAGGAAGUGAUCAUGGAGGAGCCGUUGGCCAGGGCAAGAGAUCGGCGAGGGUGACCAUUGAGGUGCCGCUGCCCGUGAACGUACCCCCCAAGCCCUACCUCUCCAUCAUUGACCUCAAUCAGCUGACGAGGGGCAGCCUGAAGCUCAAAUCGAACAGUUUCGAUGCAGCCGACAGGCGAUAGAAAGAGAGUGAGUGAGUGAGAGAGAGAGAGAGAGAGUAAGUGGAUAACUGUAAUUGUUCCUUUUGUACGCUUUCCGCUUCGUUUUUUCUAAAUAAACAGUUAAUGUCUCCGAAAAUUGAGCAACAAGUCAGGUGGGUCGGCGAAUGAGUGGGAAUGCCAUUUGCUGGGCUUAUCCGCUUAUCUCUGUGCUGUUGCGCACUAUUUGGCCCCCUGCCAGGAGGCGAUUCGUCGGGAGGGGAAUGACUCGACUCAUUGCAUUGCGAGAUAGCACUCAUCACUCGUAUCAAGUCGAAUCAUGUCUAGGU